CAAAACCCACGAUGCCUCUGUCACUCUAACGGGCAGGCAGAGAGUAGGCUACAGAUAGCUCAGUCCAGUAUCUGUUAGUUUAGCCGCAGCACAUCACUCGCGGACUGGUCUACCGUCAGCAUUCCAGCAUCAUGGAAUCCAAAACGGAGGAAGAACAUUUUGAAGUGAGAUCUGUAGAGGAAGAAAAAGAAUUGCGUGACAAGUAUGACUCUCUGACGAAGGAGACGGAAGGCAGGAUAUGCCGGAAGGACGUCAUCAACAUGUGGCGUCAGAUGAUCACGUGUCCAGCCGUCGACUACAUCAACUCAACCUUUGAGAAAAUGAACAUCAAUGAAAACGUCCCACUGUCCUUCGACGAUUUCAGGAACAUCUGGCUGAAGUCGCUGGCUGCACACUCCGCGGCUUGCCGAAACGUUCGAUCGGAGAUUUUGGCCGAGUUUAACCGGUUUGAUGCCAACAAAGACGGCUUCAUCGACACGAGUGAACUGAAGCAGAUGGUGGAGUGCCAAGGGGAGACAAUCUCAGACGAAGACUUGGAAGAGUUUUUCAAAAUGGCCGACACAAAUUGUGACGGUAAAAUCAGCUUUGAAGAAUACGCUGAGGUAUUUUUGUCGGACAAGCUAUAAUCGUUAGCUGCCGGAAGAGGCUGUCCAAUCCCUCGUACCGCAUCAGCCAAUCCGUGUACGUUCUGUGACAGGCCUAACCCUGUGUGAACUCUUGAGUCCUGAGCCUGGAUACCGGCAUGAACACUGUGUCAUCAUGUAUGAAGGAUGCAGAGCGUAAGACGGAUAAAUUUUGUGAUAUCGCAGGAUGGGGCUGUGACCAAGAGGAACCCUUUACGUCCAUGACUGUGUAUAAACGACUGCUCUGAUAACCCCGCCCCACCCCAUGUGACCUUUGACCCUCUAUGGAUAUCGCCUUUCAACAAAAAUGGGGCAUUUAAGCCAGUAUGACUUUGAUGUCCUGCUGUGAAUUCCAUUUUACCGUCUUCUAACAUGAAGGGUCAUUUUCGCAAAACUUAGUCAGUCAUACUUCUCGUAUCUUUUUUUCGUGAAACGCGUUGUCUACAUGUAGGUAAUAGAGCUAUGAAGUCACGUGAUUUACGAAAAAAGUUACAAGGAAUUGAUUGGUGAAGCUUUGUGAAAUUGGACCCAGCUUUAUUUCUGCCUUAACACAUAUCCCUGUCUCAAAGAAUGCAUCUGUGGUUAUUUAUUUUCACGGUUGGAGAUAGAGAUGAAUUCAAAUCAGCUAUGCCUAUCGGCAUAUUAUCGUCCUGAACAUUUUCAGCGAUGAGCCUGCGUCAGUCUUUUCGGGAAGAGGGGCUGCGUAAUCUAAAAGAGACUAAGCAGCUGUAGAAGCCGAUCGUCUGGUAAAAGUUUUUUCACAUUUGACCUUUUAACAUGGGAAUGCUAUUUUUUGUAUCGGCUGUUUCUUUCAACUAGGUACAAAACCCUUGUGUACAACACAAGAUGAAACCCAAUGGCGGAUGAUGGUUGUAUUGGCGGGUUUGGAUGAUUUGGUCGAAGCUAUUUAGAAUUUGCGUUUAGUUUUUUUACGAAAUAAUCGAUGAUAUAUUGUUAAUCUGCUGGUACAUUUUCAGUCGGAACUGAGGUCUUAAGAUUUUAUAUCUUCUCAUAAAACAGUAGCCCGCCUGAACAGGGACACUAUUAUAGUGUUAGCAAUACCAAUCAAUGACAUGCGACGGGUUUAAGAGCUUGUACUGUUCCAACAAAUGUAAAAGCCAGAAUCCAUAAUGUAAUACUUGAGUAAUGCGGUUGUUGUUAAAAUUCUUAACUGUGAUAACGAGAAAUUCUCGUUUUACAGAUGGCAUAAAGUAAAAACCAAAGGGAAUAUAAUCUUCGGAUAAAAGUACUUAAAUUUUACACAUAACCAUGCCGUAGAACUAUUAAACUUUACCCGGAAACAUUUUUGAGUCCUCGUUUUUGGAAAGAAGUUGACAGAUAAUGUGGGUCAGAAACAACAGCACUCUUAUAUUCUUAUGUAUGCAAUUUUCCCCAUUUUUUUGAUCGUUAGUCUUAGAUAUUUCACACACAAAUUAUCCACUUGAUAUUGGAUAAAUUUCACGAAAAUUCCCAAAAGGCAAAAUAGUACCAAAAGAUCAACAAAUUUGAAAAUCUGACAUCCAUAUUGCAAACACUUGAUGUCAAUCUGUCUGACUGUACAUUUCAGUCAUGCGCGGUUAAUUCGGUUACUGUUUUAACAGUAUUUGACUUAAGAUGCUGAAAGUUCCAUGAAAGUUGCCUAUUGUCUAUUAAAAAGUUGUCUAUUGUCUAUUAAAGGGUGUGUGUGCAAUAUCAAAGACUUAGUCUUGAAUCGUGUGAUUAAUUUAGAUUUAAAUACGAAUACAUCUUCUUCUGGCCCAGGUUGGGAUAUUGAAUCUUUAUUCACUUUAGUGAUACAUAUUCUGAAAGGUAAACUAACCUAUAUUUUUAGACGCUAUCCGAUGAGGAUUACUGACAAGUAUUGAUUUGUUUUGUUGUUUUUUUUGGGGGGGGGGGAGGUUAAAUGUCACAAUCCAAGAAAAACCAUACAACGUUAAAAAGUUUGAAUUCAUCACUUAUUUUAACUCCUGUUUUUGGAAUAAAUGUCAGGUGGUUUGCCGUAUAGACGCAGCUGAUGUGCAGUUCAUGUGGGACUUUUAAAAUAACCCGUUUGUUUUUGUACCAUAUUAGCACCAGAGUUCUGCUAGGAAUAAGUUGGUUAUUGCACACGCACAAAACUAUUGUAAAUAAUCACUUCAUGCCUUUGGUUUUGGGACAACCAUUUGACGCCUAGGGAAAAUAUGACAUUUUCUCUAAGAGUACGGCAAUAUGAUUCUUCGUUCAUGAUGUCAAAGUUUCCCCCAAUUACUGAUGCUGGAUUCUACCUUCACUGGGUUCACUGGUUCCCGAAAAAAACGCAGAAAGCAAAGAUUUAAGGUUUGGCUUAAGAUAUAACAUCGUGAAAAUCGUCGCCUGAAGCCUAUGCAGAGGUUAUAUUUUAUAAACACAAUGAUCGAAAAAAUCUUGACUUGCCAGUUGGUUUAAAAUGAAAAACAAACCUCAUCGUAGAAAUUGUAUCGAUGUAUUCCAGCUUUAUGAAUUUGAUGUAUUGUUUCUAUGGUAACGGGACUUACAAAUAAACUUUAAACUGCACCAAAAUGACCAAGUCUGAUGAUAAAGUUGAGCGUGAACAGCCAUUUCUCAGAAAAAAUAUGCAUGUGGCGUAAAUGAUGCGACGUCUCAACCAAGGUGAAUUUUUUGAGAUUUAACAGAAACUGUUGAACUUUUCAUCAUUCUGGAUAGUUAGUUUUGAGCUUUUUAAACGACUGAAAUUUUGGUGGGAUA
Molecule: messenger RNA, 3347 nt
Organism: Liolophura sinensis
Lineage: Eukaryota; Metazoa; Mollusca; Polyplacophora; Chitonida; Chitonidae
Exons: 5
Coding region: 132-626 (164 amino acids)
Cellular component (GO): myosin II complex
Molecular function (GO): calcium ion binding
Source: RefSeq, a predicted model, not a curated record